This is a messenger RNA of Cannabis sativa, 7175 nucleotides long. RefSeq lists its product as uncharacterized. The record is from RefSeq and is a predicted model, not a curated record. The transcript is spliced from 6 exons. Bases 110 to 2122 code for a protein of 670 amino acids. NCBI's taxonomy places the organism in Eukaryota, Viridiplantae, Streptophyta, Magnoliopsida, Rosales, Cannabaceae.
AAAAAUGUAUGCUUUGAAUUGGCGGGGGGCAAAGGAGCUUGUAGUCGUUGGAAGAUUUUGGCGCGAAAAUCCUCUAAAAGACCUCAGCCUGUUUUGGCGGUGACCAAACAUGACGGCGGCUGAAAUAACCGACCUCUUCGAGAGGCUCGCUUCCCACCUCAAUGGCUCCCCCUCUUCUUGCCAUGAACAAGCUCUGCAACUCUCCAUUUCCAAUUUCAACCUCAACCCUCGUUCUAGGGUUAGGGUUUUGGAUACCGCCCUGUCUCUCAUGUGCUUCAAAGCUCCACAGGUUUUUGAUUCAACAGUUAAAUACUUGAUGGAAACCAUUGUCAGCGUUCUCUCGUCAUCGAUUAGCUGCAAGGUUUUUCAGUUUCACAAAGACGAGGUUUUGUUAAUCGGAACCUCCAUUUCUCGCCGAGAUUUCCCCGGUUUGAUCGAAGCCUGCUCCGACGUUCUUCAAAAACUAGAGAGACAUGGUACUCAGUAUAAAGACCUGUUAUACUCUGUUCUAAGAGUUGCAAUUUCAUCAUCUUGCUAUCGAUUUCCGUAUCCAUCAAGACCUAUUCUUUCAGUUAAAUCCCUUGAUGUAAGGGCCACUGCAGUUUCUAAGCUUCUCAGUACUUGUCCUAAAGGUCUCUCCUUUGACAAUAGUAAUAUUCCAUUUAGAUUGAUGUCCUGGUUUGUUGACCAACUAACUUUAAAGAAUGAUAUUUUAAAAAUUUUGCACGAAUCUAUGGAGAGGCCUUUCCUCUUUCUGUGCAAAGAAUUUCAUGAGAGAAUCGAUUGGCGUGAUAUCGUAAAAUGCUUAGUACUUUCUCCUGCUAUGUUUAUUGAAACAAGAGCUCUGUUGCACAGAUGGUUUCUGUUGACGGGGCUGUCUUCUGUGUUAGAGCUUCUAAAUGCAUUGUGCUUAGUGAUGCUAGAUGUAAUUUCCACACCAACAUGGUGGGACUUCUCAAUGGUCUUAGGAUCAAAGCUUCCAUUUGCUAAUUCUUUUUUUCCCUAUCACUACCACUUUUUUAGGAUCUUGGCUGGACCCAUCUCUCAAGUUAGUCUUCUACAUUUGGACAUUGGUACAAGUGAAUUGAUGUCUUGCUCCAGCAAACAGUUUGUUUCUAAUAUGAAGACACCUGGAAUGAUGGCUGAAAAUAUAGAUCAUAAAUCUUACUGGGCUCUUGCAAUCAACUUCCCGAAUUGGUUUUACUUUGCUUCUGCUUUGCUCUUCUCUGACAAAAGCUUUCAAGACAAGGUAUAUUCGAAAUGUAUAACAGACACAUCCAAAAUUGGUUAUGAAGAAUCACAUUCUUCUGCUGCAGCAAGGUACAUCGCGUGGAUUCUGAACCCUGUUAGUAUAUCUGAUCAGGAUUUACUAGCCAAUCUUCUGGUGAAGAUAUCAAUAUCUAUGGCUUUUAAGCAGAUUGAUUCAGGUUCAUGUAAGAAGAAGACAGCUAGUGUCAGAAAGAUACUGAAAAAACCCAAAAAUUGUAGCAAGUAUAAUACUUAUUCAGAACAAUUUGACUGUCAACUCGUUGCACUUUGGCUUGAGGAAUUCAAAAGCUUAACCGCAAAGUACUGUGACACAAAAUCAUCUUGUGAUCUUAGUAUGCGGAAAAAUACAUUGUUCAGGAGAAUCCCAUUAGGUAUCUUGCUUGGUUGCCUGAAUUAUCUAGACGAAGAGGUGUGUGAAUUGCUGCUGCAUUAUGCUGCCACUGAUAGAAUACCCCAGUCAAGGAAAAUUGAGAUUUCAAGUUUGAAAAAUAUAAAAUCUAACAAUGAAGAAAUACUCGUGCGGGUUGAUAAUUACACUAAGGAUGAGGCCAUAUCAGGUGCCAGUCUUGUCUUCAGUUUAACUGAUAUUGUUGAAAGUAUGUCUGCUUCAUUAUUUGAGACCGAAGAUGAUGGGGUUGAUUUUAUUUGCCUAGUGAAAAUAAGAGUGGGAAAAUUCUUGACAAAGUGCAUCAAUAGGCUAAUUCAACUUAAAAUUGAAGAAGAUGGAAAACAAUUGGUGAUGGAUCUCUGUGCAAGGUUGAAGCAGUGGUUGCAUCAAGGUCACAGAGUAUUAGAUAUUAACAAAUAUGUUGAUGAACUCAUUAAAGUUUUGAGCAAUAACUCUUCUCUGUAAAAGAAUAAAGAAGUUUUGCCCUAUGAUUUCAGCUCUGCCAGUGUAAUUUUUAUAGUGGGUCGUAAUGGUGUAACGCCAAUGUUGAAAGAGAUUGCGAGGUGAAUGUGUAAGAGAAUACCCUUCUCUGUUGUGAAUAUUUAAUACUGUAUAUAACAAAUAUAUAUUUUAUGCUGAGAAAAUCGUUAGCUAUUAACUAUUGUACCCCUUUUGAGGAACAUAGAUCAAAAGUGGCAAGAUCAAUAUAAACUUUAUAGUCAAACUUUAUUUUUAUUCCAUUUCUUUCUGCAAAGAAAAAGCAAUUAAUUGCCUUUCCCUAGAAUGUUACAGCCAUUGAGACUCAGCAAGUUGAGGACUUACUCUUUACUGGUAACGUAUGUAUAUGUAUGAAGCUUUCUUCUUAAUUUUUUUUUCUUUUCUUUUUCUGACAUACAAAAUGUCUGUACAAACUCAAACAUCGUCACACUAUCUACAGUUUCUAUUUCCAGGAUUAAACAUUGUAUGGUUCUGAAGUUGCGUUCUGUCCAUGUUGAAUCAGACUGGUAAGGCACUCUGGAAUCUUCUGAGCUUCAAUUAUUAUUAAUGUGCAGCUGCUAUUGAAUCAAUCUGGAACUUUAUUUUUCUUUUUAUUCUUUUUCUUUAGUUUUCGUAAAUACAAAUGUUGCUAUACGCUGGUUGGAAAUUGAUGUCCUCCAAACCCUUUUUAUUUAUUUUUACUGGCCCCCUCUUGUUCUUAGGACCAAAGAAAUCCCACUAGGGUCGCCACCCCAUUCUUCAAACACAACCAAUAAGUUCCCGGUUGGGUUCAGCCAUGACCGUGGAACGUGGUACCUGAAAAUAACAGAUCAUCAUCACAUACUUUCUACAACUGAACAAACAGAGUACAACUAUGUAAACCAUAACUUAGACUCACCAUCUUUGAGAGGCCUCUCCACAGUUGCUCCGGCACUUAUUCUCAUCAAAAAUUCCAGCAUAAUUACAAGGCGCACAGUUGCCGUGUGCUGUGUAUGCUGGCCAGUGGCGUCCAAUGCUCCGACCAUUUACCCAUACUUGUCCUUUUCCCAUGGUAUUCAUGUCCAAAGCAAAUGGAGCAUGACCUCCUGGUGCAUUGAAAGUUGUCUGGAAAUGGAGAAGCAAUGAAAUGAACUCUAUGAAGAAAUUCAAAGAGUGGUUAGGUUUUCGUGUUUGGAGUUAUUCUCUCACCUUGUACCAUGUCAUUGGUUGUUUUUUAGCCAAGAGUGCACCUUGCCUCCAUUCAACCGAUGAACUCCCACUAACUGUGUGUAGAUUUAAUGAUUCUCCUUUCAAACCAAUCUGUUAUCAUGGACAAGUUUAGUUUUUAGCUCUCUGUGAUACUUGGUCAUAUUCAAUUUGAUUGUAUAGGCAGAAUAUGAAACAAGAAAUGUUGACUGUCAACUAACCUUGUAUGACCAUUUCCAUUUUGACAUAUCCCAUGUUCCUGAGUUGACACCCCUCAGUGUGACCGGGCCAAGAACACCAGCAUUCCAUGUCUCGAAAUGCAGACCAACAUUCUGAUGAUCAAAGAAGAGAAAAGGGUCAAGUUCAUCUGCUAUUAUAGAAUAGUGUACGGAACUAAUAUAACCAGUCCACACCAAUAGGUGAGAGAACUAACCGGCAGACCCACAGCAACACUUAGUAUAGCAAGCUUGUUGAUUCCAACUCUCAGAUUUAUUUUUUGACUGAAUGUUAGUUUUGGAUUGGCCAAUGAUCCGUAAGUACUUCCUGUUAAAGAAAUGUAUUUAGUAAUAAUUCCAAUUAUUGCCUGGAAAUUUAAGUUGAAAUCGGUGCAGUUUCAUUUACCAGCUAGUUGGCCAUUGACGAAAACAUGCAAGGCGUGGCCUGCUGAAAAAAUAGUCAGAACAGGAAGUUGCCCAUUCUUGAGAAAUCCUUCAUUUGAACCUAUUGUGAUACUGUGAACAAGUAGAAAAAGAAAAAUAGCAAGAGGAUUACAAUUCGACAAACUAAAACAAAGUUAACAAUGUCAACACAUAAGAAUGUCAUUGCCUGCCAAUACUUACUCUGUCAUGUACCAAAGAUAGUCUGUUUUAUCCCAUGUGAGGCUUAUUUGCUCUCGCAACCCUUCCAAUGAAAAUGUACCAGUACUACUGGAAGAAGCAGUUUCUUCAUUGAACGAUGCCCAAGAGAACCCCUUAACCACAGGUGUCAUUUGUACCAGUGAGUUUGGAGCACCUACCUGUAAAAAAUUACAGCCUCAUGUUAAAUGCAUCACCGCAGAUCAGAUUUUGUAAAACCUAAUAGUGGUUUUAAAACCCACUUUGCCCAUUGCAAUAGAACUUUAUAUGUUUAACAUAAUCAUUAGUAGUUUUCUUACCUUUGCAGUGUUGUAAACUACAGUUUUGCAGUCAGGAAGAACGCUAAUGGACCAAGCUGGGAGGUCGUACGGCAAAUUGUUGAAACUCACUCUUACAGUUGAUUUAGUAUCAUAAUUUGCAAGGAAUGCAGCACAAGCCCCGGAUUUUCCUCUGAAUACAUGAGCCUAGACAUACACGAAAUAGUUUGAUUGUGAGAAGAACCACAGUAAAAAAAACUAUUAAUACAUGCAAAAGGUCAUUGUUUUAGCUUAGCUUAUAAAAUUUACCUCUUGACUUUUUCCAAGUGAUGUCACUGCAGGAUCAGUUUCUACUAAAGCUGGCUCACAUGCCUUGAUGGCUUUAUGCAAGUCCCUCAAAUGUGCCCAUUUUGGCCUUAUUAAUCCUACCAAAAAAGAAGAGGCAACCUUGUAAGCAUUUUUUAAGAUAAUCUAAACUAGGAAAAACAAGUAGUUGACUUUUCUUUCUCUUAUCUCCAGGAUGUUAGGCAACCUUAUGGAGCAAACAUAAAGGUUUUCUAGAACUUCAUCUGUGUUAUAAGCCUAUUCACUUACCAUACUCAUCAAGAGGAGCAUCAUAAUCAUAGCUAGUUGCAAUGAAGGGACCACCAGCCGUGCGGCCAAAAUUUGUUCCUCCAUGAUACUGGAACAAAAUUACAUAAAUAUAGAUUUUAAUAAAUAAAUACAAAGGGUGAAAAUAAUUACAACCUAGGUCAAUAAAUAAUUACUAACCAUAUAGUAAUUAAUGAAGGCACCACCAUUUUGAAUAAACCUUGCAACACCGAAGGCCAUGUCUUCGGCUGGUCUAUGAGGAACUGCCCCACCAAACUCUGUGUACCUGUAUAAACCAGUUACAUGGUCAAGGAGGCUGUCUUAUGCAAAAAUGUCUUUAAUCACAAUAGGACAAAACAUUAAUGUUACACAUUAUGAGAAGCAUUUCAAAGAAGUGAAAAUGAGAAAUUUAAGGUGUACAUCAGGCAAUGGGUGUGACUCACCAGCCAGUCCAUGCUUCUGUCCAUAGUUUGGGUUUAUAGACUUUGUUUGGCUUGUAAUUUUCACAGUAGUAACCAUUGCAGGCAUCGAUCUGUCACACCAUAAAUGAUACAGCUUUUUUGAGAAUUUAUUUUGAAACCAUGUUACUUGUUAUUAAACUUCAUAACUAAGUUCACAUUUUCUCUCUGGUUUUUACCCUCUUGGCUGCUGCUGAUACCUCAUUUUUCAGAAUAAAAAGAGGCUUAAAAGUAAUUAUAUCAAACAAUUAAAAAAAGGGGGUCAUUUUCUUGGCUUUCUAUGGUUUCACAAAUCACCAGUCUGUUCUAUUAAAACAAAAUCCGAAUUCAAGCUUCAAAUCAAGUAGGACCCUUAAUAAUCAUAUAACAGAUAUGAGGGCAAACAGGCAAUAGCAUGUCCCAUAGCUAUAUGAUUAUAUAAAAUAAGAAGAAGAAAAUAAGAAUGUAAAAUAAAUAAAUAAGUAAAAGAAACAACUAAGCAAACAACUUGAUCUUUAUAAACCCCACCAACAAAGAAGUAUGACUUUAAAUGAAGGGCACUUUAUACAGAGGGCCAAUCGUCUCUUGUACAAAAAAAACAUUAUGAAGUGAAGAAAAUAAUAUUAAUAUAGCCAAUAAUAAGCAACAGAAUGAUAAAAUCCUACAAGAAAAUUUUGUGCAUGUUCUGUGUCUUUUCUUAUUUUCAGUUUAUUUAAUUUGACACGAUCUCAACUCACUCAUUAGUAUUUUUCAUACAAUAAAUUAAAAGUGAAGUGAUACUAAACAGGCCCCCAAAUUUUCUUUUUUUAUUUUUCUUUUUGUUAUUUCUCUACAAAAUUAAAAAAAAUAUAGUAAUUACUUAAUUAAUUAAUACUUACAAGUGGGUCAGGGGUAUCCUCUUGUUUGCACAUAACCCAUGGGACACCUGUGUUAAGGCCAACAGCCAUUUGAGCUGCCCAUUUGGUGUAAGCUUUGCCAGGAGCACCAAUUUCCCAUUCUGUUGGUCCAUAUUCAUUUUCAAUCUGUAAAAAAAAAAUUAACUUUAAAACUCAAAGUUUAUACCUUUGACUAACCCCAAAACAAAUAAAUAUCUCAAAAAAAAAAAAAAACCCAAAACAAAUAAAUACUUUUAAGUAAAUAAUAAAUGUAGUUUUCAAAGAUAGUUAAGAUUUUUAUUUCUUCUAGAAAACAGAGUUUGGUUUUCCAUAACAUACCUGUGCAAGAAUAAUGGGACCCCCUUGAGUUUCAAACAGUCUUUCAGCUUUCAUCAUAUUUACAAUCAUACUUGUGAAUUUUUGCAUUGCCGCCUUCAUCAUAUUUAAUUAAAAAAGAUAAUACACAUUAAUUAUUUAUUAAUUAAGAAAAAAACAAACAAGAAAAGAAUUUAAUCAUGAAAUGAAAUAUUCAAGGUGGGUUUACCUUGAAAGGUCCAUUGUCUGUUCUAAAAGCGAUUCCAGGGACGAAUUUGAGCCAAACAGGGAAUCCUCUGAAUUUCAAAAAACAGAGUACAAAUUAUUUCAUAUUUAUAUUUUUUCCCAAUAAAUUAUUUAAUUUUAAUUUUAAAUUUUUUUACCCAAAGUUCCAUUCGGCACAAACAUAGGGACCAAUUCGGAGAUGAACAUAUAGGCCAGCUUGAUGCACCAGCUUAAUGAACUUAACCAAAUCAUAAUUAUCUUGGAAAUUAAACUGCAAAUUAGAAAAAGAAAAAAAACAAAAA